CGCACCGACCCUUAAGCGUUCUUAAGACGAGAGCUGUGAGGGGAAAACUACGCGAGGAGCCCUUUUCCCUUAAUGUCCCUUCUACUUUGCUUUCACUUCAGAAUGAAUGUGGAAAUGCUAUAACGCCUUAUUUUUCUAACUCCUUGAUGUUGGGUGUUUUUUUUCUAUUCUUUAUAUCUCAACUUCUGAUGCUUUUCUUCCUAUGACCUUUCGUCUAAAAACUGACCACUCCUUUACAGGUUUUUACGGUAAAAAAAAAAAAAAAAAAAAGGGCCUCUUCUGUCUUAAUUUUACAUAACUGAAGAAAUAUCAUGGCUAGUGUUCUUUAAAUAGCUAGUCAGUUUAUACUGUCACUCAGAACGGUACCUGAAAAGUACAGGUCCUCUCCCAUUUGUCUUCUUAACCCACCUCCCAGCAAAGAGGGCUCAGAGGUUUUCAUUAUUUGGGAUCGAUGAAUAUAAAUAGCACGAAGAUACGUUAUCCUCAGCUUAAAUGUACUAGAACUUUUAUCAGUGUUUGAGUUGUGUUUGCAAAGGUACCCUCGUAGUGGAAAUCGGUGGAAGUGAGUUAGUGUGAAACCCUGAAAAGCAAACAAAAUCCCCAGGCAGCAUGUUCUGGCUGUUGUGUUGGUGUUCUAGUCACUAGGGGAAACGCAUAAAAAAACACUUAAGAUGUGUGCUGGAGGGAAUGAAUUUGUCUUUUUUAGAAGCUCAUAAUAUAAACACCUGGAACCAGACAGCUAUAAAUCAAAACGUCGGUUUAGGCUUUUGUUCUUUUUUGAGGAAAGAGAUUUAAAUGCGUUAGAAACAAAAAGCUACCUUUAAUGCCUUUAAGAUUGGUCUUUUAAAAAUAAAAUCUGGACCAUAGAUAUAAAUGAGUAGUUGAAUCUGCUCGUUUUUUAGGAUGGAGUGUUAUUGUCCCAAAAAGCUUCUUAAAAUCACAUCAUAAAAAUAUCGGUGGUUGUUGUAAGCUGCUGCUUAUUUUGAAAAUGAACUUGAGUUAAGGAAGGAAUUUUGCUAUUAAUCUUUCCCUCGAUUAAUUUUAGUACAGACUUUUUUGGUUAAUAUUUGUUUUGAUUUAUGGGGAAGUGAAGAGGCCUAUUUGGGGACCUGGUUUUCCUUUAAGUUCUUAUUUUUUAUUAGUCCUUAAGUUGAGGAAUGGAGCAAGUUCUGGAUAAUCACCUUACCCACCUAGAAAAAUAAUACAUGUAAGAUUCUCACCCAGUUUUAAGCUAAAAUGUGUGUAAGCAUUAACAAUUUACUUUAAUAGAAAAAAGGUUUUUACCUUUUCCCUCUCUUAGAGUGUUUAUGGUCAUAGAAAAUAUUUUUUUAACACGUGAUACCCAAACAUAUUUCAGCGUGAAUGAACUCGGUAGAUUAAUGAAUAUGGUCACGCUCACCUGUUAGAUUUUUUGUUGUUGAGGUAAUUGUCUUUAUUUGUAAUUGGUUAAAGAAUUAGAAGAAUGCCAGAAGCUUUUCUGAGGGUCUGCUUUUUUUAUUAUUGUUUCUUAAAGCAAUUUACUAUUCACUAGAGCUUUUGGUUUUUAAACUACAGUGACCUUUUAUCUGCUAAUCACAAACCAGCAGUUUAAAAAGCUUUUAUAGAAUACAAUUGUUGUGUUCUUAUCUUUGUAUUUCAAUGUAAUAACUUUUUAGAGAGACUCAAAAAGAUUUUCAAAUGAUGUUUUUGAGAGGUUUAAGUAGUUAUACUUGAAAGUUUUAACUAAAAUUAGAGAAAACAUUGACAGGUCAGUAUUCAGAUUUCAUUUGCUUUAUCUACAAAAUAAACAAGGCAGUUAUUAACCCCAUCUUACUGAAAAGAUAUAUAGAAUUAGAGGGUAACUUUCUAGAGAUUGCAGAAUACAUUAAGGAAAUAAUACUAACAGUUUGUACUUUGAUAGCAUUUUAGAACCUCCCCCUGCCCUCUGUCUUUGACAUAUUUUCUCAUUUAUUGCUCAGAAUAAUCUUACAAGGGCAGGAGUACUCUUAACAAUUUUAGAAACUAAAACCUGAGGCCCAGAAGACUGAGCAGUUGGGAACCCGAGAUUUCUAAGGUCCAGUCCAUUGCUCAUUGCCUUGAUACACUAUGCUGUAUAUAUUUUGAUUAAGUUUUUUAAAAAGAGCACGCUUUACAUUGGUGUCUCUGAGCCAUUAACGAAGUUUGCUAAAAACAGUUACAGGAGCUUAAUUUUCCAUUACAGAUUAAUGUCUCUUCCGUUUUAAAGGACUGGAAUAAAAGAACUUUAGGAAAGAAAAUAUAAUUGGCUGAAUUUCGUUAUAAGUGACCCCAAUAGUUAAUCAACCAAAAUUCCCUUCUGCCUGAAGUGAAACUGUUGAGCACCUGCUGCCUUCUUAGUAAAGGCCAGGUGUUCUUGAGGGGAAGAAAACUUGGAGUCUAAUUUGAGAUGACUGACAGCUCAAAUCUGGGUAAAAGUAAGUAUAUAAUCAAGUGCUAUGUGAUAGAAUUAAUAAGGAAUUCAGAAAAUGGAGCUGAGCAGUUUUGUGAGGGGAAUGGGAACGCUUUAACUAGGAUGUAAAACUUGAACUGGAUCUGAUGAUUAGGGAAAUGAAUAUUCGUGUGAGUGUGACAAUGAGGAGGUUGCUGGAAUAGUGAGAGAGAUUUGACUAAAUAUACAGUCAGAUAAUGGAGGGUUUUGAAUUCUAGAUUUAGGAAUUUGGACUUAAUCCAAUAUGCAGUAAGGUACCAUCUAUGAAUUCUUAAUUCUGGGAGUAGCAUAAUGAAGGGAAUUUUACAAAGAACAGAGACUUGGAUAGGAAGAGCAACAUGGUACAUCUGAAAUAUUUAAGAAAGGAAAUUAUGAACAAUUUGGUCUAAACUGGACAGCAGUGGGAUGUAAGAAAUGAGUUAGACAUUUUUAAGGAAUCCGGGAGAAUAGUGGUAUCAUUAAAAUAAAUAGGUCCAUAAAAGCAAUUUGCUUGGGAUACGUAUAUAGUUAGAAAUGUAGAUAGAAAUAUUUUUUAAGUGGAAAUGUCUUUUGGAGCUGGGAGUGAGGUUAGCACUUGAGCUAUGACUUUGCGUGUCAUUUUCAUAAAAGGAAUGAGUUGUUUGCUUCACACAGCUUAAAGUAAUACUAGGAUUUCGAUCUCAGAAAAUUUUAGUGUCCUUUAUAGAAAUUAAGGAUAAUGGAAAUUAAGCUUUUAUCAUUUUACUUAUUUUGUUCCCCUUCUACCCCUAAUUUUUUAAAAAAUGAAACUAGAAAAACAUUGAGUCCAAUUUUUUCUUACACAGUGGCCCAGUGUUUUUAAUGGAGGUUAGUGAUUUGUUUAUUGCGUAGGAGUCCAUCUUAUGAUUCCACAGUUGUCUAUGCUUUGUAGUGCAGUUGAAGAGAAAGAUGCUACUUAUUCUUGCCUCCUUUUCAGAGCUUGUUUUGGCUUCUUAAGUAGCUGGAAUAUUUUUAAGAGACUACUACUGUUCCCCUUAAUGUACAAGAUGAUUGGAUGAUAAAAGUGAAGAGGAAAGUGCAAAUUCACCUGUAUCAAUUUUGAAUUAAAAUUUGUGUGUGUUAAGAUAUUUUGUUCAAGAAUGGCUGAAAUAGGUGAAGGCUUCUUUCUUCUCUGAAACAUGAUUUGUAAUAAUAGGGGUGAGGACUACACUGUUCAAAACUCAGCUUGGUGACUGGCUUUUUUAAAGAGCCCUUAAACUAGGCUUAAAAAAUUUUUGUUGAUGGAAUUUUAAAAUUGUAAAUGUGAGGGUACUGAUGAGGUUUACCCUCUGCCCUCUCUUUUUUUUUUUUUUUAAAGAAUACAAAUAAAAUUGAAUCCUUGUUUUACAGAUAAGAAUGUCAGCACUCAAGCUUUUACAAAACUUAGUUCAGCUUCAGCAAUUUAAUUUCAUAUAUCUCAUCACAUCAACCUGUUACAGAAGAAUAAGGCUUCCUUUCUUAUGGUAGGGGUAGUAUUAAACCCGAGAGUCUUGUUUGUCUUGGGUUUGAUUUAUUUACCUGAAGUUAAGUACUAUCAUUUAUCCAAUUUUAGUGCUUUUUUAUUCCACUCCGUCAUUUAAGCAAAGAAUCUAUAAACUUAAGGAAAUAUUUUAGUGUUCAACUUUUUAUGUUUGAGAUUCUUUCACUGAAGGGUGCUAAUUUGUCAAUAUAUAGAAGGCAGGAUUUUAAAAAUGAGCAGUGCAACUAAUUGUACCCACAGUGCAUAACUGUAGUUUUACAGAUUUGUCAUAGAUGCUGCUUACGAUUUAUACCAUUCCUAAAAUGAGAAUAAAGAGUCUUGGAAUCUGAAAGAAUGCCAAGGGAUUUAAAUAUUUAGGAGUAAGAGUCAUUAAAAACUACAAAUAAGCUUUGUCUCUAUGGACUUUAUUUUGUAAAUGAACUGAAGUUAUUUACCUGUGGAAUAAUGUGUAGUAUAACAAGUGUGAAAUGGCCAUGAAUAACCAGCAUAAUAGUUUUCUAGAACUUACCUGAUGGUGUGGAAACCUUCUCUUUGAUAGUAUCAGUGGAUGGGCAGACAUUAAAUAACUAACUCUGAGACCUUUGUAAAAGGUAUAUACGCACAUGCUAAGUGAAUUAAUACUGAUUGUUAUUUAUUCAUAUGUCAUAACAGAUUUAGCAGGACAGAAGUGGAGGUGAGAAAAUGGUAAAGAUCAGAUGAGGAGAGAGUCAGUAAGCACUGUUAAAAAAGGGGGAAAAAAGAGUUGAGGGGAAUAAUGAAAGGAAUUGUGGUUUCCCUUCCCUCCAUCAGUUUACUGCCAUAUAUAGUUGUGUCUAAUCCUUUUUGUCUCAUGAUUUUCACCAAAAGUAUAAGUGACUAGGCGUACUGAUCUGAAGUAGAAGACAAGAUAUGAUUUUUCCUUUAAACUGAGGCCCUGUAGUCUUAUUCAAGAUUCAUGAAUACUCCCAUGACAUUAGAAGAGGAGAGCAUAAAUACAGAAUUCUGUAACAGGUUCUUCGUAGUUUGUUUUUAGUUGCUAUUUAUGGGCUUUUAAUAUACCUAAACCACUUUAGUCCUUAUAAACUUGUUUUCUGUGCCAUUGAAAUUGCCACUUAUACACUAGCUUUUGGGACAUUACAAUUGACGAUGACAUAAACUAGCCAGUUUAUGAGCCGUGUUUAAAAUUUGUACAAAAGACUAAAUUUUACAGUUAAUUGCACAGUUGUGACAUGACUUUAAAUUUGAUUAUAUGUGUGUAAGUGCCAAUUCCUAAAUAAUUUCUUUAUGUUAAGUAUUCCCAAAAUUAUUCCAAGUUUUAGAGAAUAUAGAGACAAAUACAGUGUUAGAAUAUCUGUGAGCCUUUCAGAUACAAAGACCACUUUAAUCUCACUCAGCAGGCAGCAUACAGGUAUGAUCUUAAAAGAAGGGAAAUUAUUUAAAAACAGCUAAUGUUAUGAGCACUUGGUGUUUUCUUUUUAAGAAAUUGCUCUGAUAGCAGCUAUGGGUUAAAAAGAGACUGGAAGUAAUUCUUUUAUAAGCUUAAGAGUCUGUAAAAGAAGUAGCCUAUCAUACUCAAGAGGAAUGAGGCAGAACUGCUAUUUCUGUAGGCUAAAAUUAAAGAAUUGAGUAAACACAGAUUUCCCACAAGUCCUAAAGAAUGAAGUUCUCAGUACAGUGAAUAUUAUGUUAUUUGGGUAAUCUAAGUACACCCUCCAUCUUUUGGACAUAUAGUUUACCUAAGUGCACUGAUGUUUUCUGUAGAAGUACAUCUCUAGUUUCAUAAAGUAGUAGGAAAAUAUGUUUUGAGAAAUUUUAUUUUAAAAGCUUGCACCAUAUGCAUAUAGACUUGAAUUUGUGUAAACUUGGCCCAAUUACUUGGCAUACAGUUUGCUUUGCCAUAAUGUUAGAAUGGGUUACAGCAUAGCAUUUAUAUUGAUUUAUGUGUUUAUUUUAAUGGGUUUUAAGUACUAAGCAUAUAUAUUGUUGGAAUUUUUUUUCUUCCACCGGUAAUAUACUAGCUGUGUUAAAAAACACUGCAGUUCUUGCUUACUGUAGGGAUUGUUCAUGUUCUGCAACAAUGUGUGCAUAUAUUUAAUAACGCUUUUUCUUGAUCAAAAGAAUAGUACGUGUUCAUUGUGGUUAUUUACAGUUUGUAAAACACACCUAUUUUAGCACAAAAGAAAGAUGGUUCUUAGACUGCUUGUAUUGGGUACACUGUAGUACUUUCUUAAUAUUCAUAGUUAGCUCCCUCCUUUUUGUUUUUCUCUGUGUCCUUCAGCUACUACCAAAGGUACCUUGAUAAUGAUAGAAUAAUUAAAAGAACAAACACACACCCUUUAAGCAGGUUGUACUGUGAGAACUUUCUGCAUGGCUUCUGGCUUAUAGUAGGUAAGGUAGAUUGGGAGCAAAUUUAAAAUUUCUAUUAAAAUUUGUGAUAUGAUUUGGUUGAGUCCUUAACCUGCCCAUUUCAACUAGGCAGCAUAGUUUUAAUGGUUGUUGGAUCCAGAAGCAGGUUACUGAGGAAUUUGGCAGAAUUUCUUGACUGGACAGCUUUAAGAGCAGGUUAAGUGUAGUCUAGUGAAACAGGACAGAUACCACCCCUUCUCAGUAUUUAAUUUUUUUCUGUUUGCAAUUUCAAUUCACUUUCCAAAUUCUGAAUAGUUUUAUGAGUUUCCUUGAAAAAAGUUGAAACAAUCGUUUCAUAAGGAAGACAAGUCAGGGGUAGAAAAGGAUAAUCUAGCAUUUGUCCAUAAAGGGCUUAUUGUAGCCUGGUUUCUAAUGCACAGUUUAGUGACGAUAGUAUGUAUUUGGUACCAGCUUUUGAGAAAUAAGUUACUUAAAAAUGGUAAAUAUUAAUAUAACAGUUUUCUGUGUGUGAAGACUUUAUUAACUACCGUUUCUUGUGAUGAAAGGCCAUUUUUUUUUAUUACAGUAAAAAUAAUUCUGAAGAAUUAAAAGUUUGUUUUAUGCUUUGUAGUUUGUUCUUUAGGUUAAGGUUACUGACAGUUAUUGAUUUACCUUUUUAGUAAGUCUUUAAACUGUUUUUGGAGGUUAAAAUGAUAGUGACAGCUUUUUACUAGGAGUUAAAGAGGGAGUUAAGAGGACUGUUUCUUAACCUUGGAUGAUUCCAUGAAGAAAUUUAUGCAGAUUUAGGUAUCCCUGAUAAAAACAUUGAAAGGUAGGCAACAAAGGAGAUGAGGUAUUUGUGACACCUGGCAUAAUAAAAAGCAAGCCUUCUUGAACAAUAUGUUGAUGUCUUUAGAAAAGAUACCCUGUCGUAUCUUAAUGCUUUAACAAACUAGAAAGUUGCAUUUUUUCCCAUUGAGUUGCUAUGCCAGAACUGGCUUUAAAAUUUAAAUUUUAAGAUGUUACUGAGUUACCUUGUUUACAUUAAUUCCUAAGAAGUGGUGAGUUUUUUUUAGCGCUAUUGAAUAAUUUUCAACUAUUAUGUUUAUGAGGGAAGACUUGAAAUAUACACGUAUUUGGACCAUAAAAUUUUAAUCUUGUACUAGAAAGCUUCACAUAAACAUUUAAGAAUAAAUUUGGGGUUUUAACAUAAGAUUUUGGUUUUUUUAUCCUAGUAAAACUAAAGAUUUUACAGUAACAGAGUACAAAGCCUUCUGAUACAUGUAUAUAACAAGGACUGUGAUGUUUAUAGAUACUGUUCCAUCUACUGCUGUUCAGUGGUGGCAUAAAUGAAUGUUAUACCAGAGGAUCUGUUUUCUAGAAGGGAAAGCCAAAAGAGAGAGGGGUAGAUACUCUUAUCAGUUUAAUUAAUGAACCAGCCCCUGAGACUUCAAUUACAAGCAAAUUUGCCAUACUUUUUUUUUCUUAAGUACUGGAUAUUCUGCUUUUACAGUUAGUGAUUGAAAAAGCCUAAAUUGCUAUGCCUGCUCCAGGCAUCAGUCAGAAAUUUAUAGAGUGUUUCUGAGAUUUGCUGAGACUUACUGUAGGAAGCUAAACGGGAAAGGUCAAUAUUGAACAGAAAAGUAGCUUUAUAUUUCAGUUUUGUUUUUAUCUGAAAAAAUAGAGAGUAUUAGUACAGUUCCUUGAUAAGUAAGUCUUUUGACGUUAAACAGAGUAAAGGAAAAGUUUUAAGUAAAUUGCAUGAUAGUCUUAUGGCAUAGGGGGAAAUUGGUGUGAAAUUGGGAUAAUUAUUUAGACUAAUAAUCAAGGCUUUACAUGGACAGAGAAACCAAACUGUUCGUCCUACUUUCGUCAUAAGUGCCUCAUAUAUCUGUCAAAUUAAAAAACAAGCUUUUAAUCAAUUUCAAAUUAUUUGAUUUGGAAAGUUUUGAUUUGUAUCCAACUCUUUCAGAAGCCUGUCAGUUUUCUGAACUUGGAGAUAGUCACUGAAGGGAGUACAAGUAUGCAUAGCUGCAUAAAAUAUGCAAAAACUAUGAACAAAAGAGGUGGGGUCAAAAACAAAGACAAGGAUUCUGAUUUUCUAACUUCUUUUACAUUAUGAUACUUCAUGGAUAAUAUAGGAUUUUAAAAUGGCACAAUUUGCAAAAAUAGGUAUAUUAGGAAUUUACAAGCCAAAGGGGAAAUUUUAAGAAUUUCAUGCUUUCUUUUCCCCUUAAUGUUUUCAAUAUCCUUGUAUUACUUCAGAACAUCUUUCUGGGUAAAUCAGAGUGAGCAAAGGUAGUAGUCAAACAAAAUUGAGAGAAGAUGUUAGUAAUUUUACAUUUUUUUCUUUUACUUCUUCAAACCUCAGCAUGUAUCUUAUAGUGUGUGAGUUUAGAUAGAUGUGUAUAAAUAUUUCAGCCUAGAAUGCUUUCUUCAACUAUAUCUUGAUAUCUUAGCAUGGCUUAGUGAAAGCUUAUUUUAAGAUCACUAAGAUGAUAAAUUAGUGAAAACUUAAGACAUAGAUGGGGGGUAUAGUUAAUGUUAGAGUUAUGCUUGAAUUAAGUAUUAUAUUAAAAUUGUGCACAUUUUAGGAACUAGGAUGAAACAUGAAAGGGGAGGAGGGUGAAGAGUAUGGUAAAAACAUUUAGAGAAAUUCAGUAAAUUCUCUUUGUUAGAAACUAGACUUUUGAACAAUUUAAAGAUUAUAAAAUUGUUUUUUUAAUAAACUAGUUAUUUGCACUUUACCUGCUGGCUUUACCAUUUGGUAGAUAACAUUCUGAACUCCAGCAGAGUUUUAUAAUCCCCACGUGCUUAAAUAUACUAAAUGUUCUUUUUCCAUUAAGGUUAAUGUUCGUGAAGAAAUUGAAGAGUUUUUUCCAAGAAUGUGGAAGAUAAAUCAAGAUAAAAGAAGGCUAAUGAAAAGUAUUAAAGAUCAGAAAAUUAAAAUUGAAUGGGGGAAAAAAUUGAACAGAAGAUUGGUCAGAUAGAAGCACUUGAAUAUUUUUUUUAAGGCUAUUUUGAAUUGUUUGAAUUGGGGAAGAAUACACGAAGUAUGAAAAAUGAAAAACUCAAUGAAGAAUGAAGAGAAGUAGAAAGCAAGAGUGAAGUAGAAUUAAAAGAAUCUGGAAGAAUGAAUGGGUCCUAGGAGUCUCGCUCUCAGUCAAAAUCUCCAACGGGAACUCCUGCUCGUGUAAAAUCGGAGAGCAGGUCAGGAUCUCGUAGUCCAUCAAGGGUUUCCAAACACUCUGAAUCCCAUUCUCGGUCAAGAUCAAAAUCCAGGUCGAGGUCAAGAAGGCAUUCUCAUAGACGUUACACUCGAUCCAGAUCCCAUUCUCACUCUCAUAGGAGACGAUCUCGAAGUAGGUCAUAUACACCAGAAUACCGGCGUCGAAGGAGCCGAAGUCAUUCUCCAAUGUCUAACCGGAGAAGACAUACAGGCAGCAGGGCAAAUCCAGAUCCCAACACUUGUCUUGGAGUGUUUGGCCUCAGUUUGUACACAACAGAGAGAGAUCUUCGUGAAGUAUUUUCUCGGUAUGGACCAUUGAGUGGCGUCAAUGUUGUUUAUGAUCAGCGAACUGGACGAUCACGAGGAUUUGCCUUUGUUUAUUUUGAGAGAAUAGAUGACUCAAAGGAGGCUAUGGAAAGGGCAAAUGGAAUGGAGCUGGACGGUAGAAGAAUUCGUGUGGAUUAUUCUAUUACCAAGAGGGCACACACACCUACACCAGGCAUCUACAUGGGCAGACCAACUCAUAGUGGUGGUGGCGGUGGCGGAGGCGGUGGUGGAGGUGGAGGAGGUGGCAGACGUCGAGAUUCUUACUAUGAUAGAGGAUAUGACCGUGGGUAUGACAGAUAUGAAGACUAUGAUUACCGGUACAGAAGAAGAUCACCUUCUCCUUACUAUAGUCGAUACAGAUCACGAUCAAGAUCUCGUUCCUACAGCCCAAGACGCUAUUGAUAAACCAGAAUGUUUGCAGCUAAGGACAUCUUUUUCUCUUUCUCUUUUUUUGUUUAAUUCUGGAUUUCCCCAAGCUUCCAAUCCUUCGUAGUCCUUUAAAAGAACCCUUAAAAAAAUCUUUGGUUUAUUUAGCAUCUACACUUUGUCAGUUGUAUUGCUGUUUUCCACCCCUUUAUUAUACUCCUAAAGAUGUGAUUGUUGUCAUUUUGAGUAGUUAAACAUCUUGAGUGAAAAAGGAACCCUCAGUGUUAAUGCUUUGUAAAUGAUUUUUCUUUGCUUUUACAGAAAAUUAACUCCUGGCUAAUCAAAUGAAGAAAGAAAUGAUCUUUUAAAAGGUUCUUUUGUGUUAAAUAUUGUGUUAGACAUUGUAUUAGAGAUCUGCAUUUACAACAAGCUCCUUUUUUUCAACUUUAUUUUGGAGAAGAUAGUAACACACAAAGUAGUUCAGUCAUGUCGUUUGUCUGGGGUGGCAUGGAGCAAGUAGUGUAGAAAGUUUGAAGCUAUAGAAGAAAUCACUUGGUCAUUUCUUUGGAAGAACGGAAUUUUUGAACCCUAAAAAUUACGUCGUCUUUUAGAAAUGAAAAGCUCGUGGACUCCUACAAAACAUGUUGUAUUUAAAAUACAUCUGUUAAAACUUACAAACUUAAAGUGUGAUUUUUGUGUUGAAUUUAUUGAAGUUUAAGUAUUCCUUUAAUCAGUGAAGGACAGCCCUUAUUUAUUACUUUGAGCAAUUGUAUACUUUGCUGUUAGAAAUUUUGGUAUUGGGACAGUGGUUAAGCAGACAAUGUAUAGUACAGAGUCCUUAGAAGAUACGUAUGGGAAAGUCGUCUUUCAAAUAAAAGUUAAUUUCUUUGAAAA
Molecule: messenger RNA, 11064 nt
Organism: Equus caballus (horse)
Lineage: Eukaryota; Metazoa; Chordata; Mammalia; Perissodactyla; Equidae
Source: RefSeq, a predicted model, not a curated record